AUGAUUGCAAUAAAUAAUCCAAGUGACUUGUAAUCGAGAUUUUAGAAUGAAAAGCUAACAAAAGCUGAGCUCGUUAAAGUUGAUGUUAAUCCACUAUAAGACAAUUAAUCAAACAAUGAAGAUGUAGAAAAUAAUGACAGCUCUACAGAUUUUAAUAGCUCUGUAUAGCCUGAAAAUAUGAAUUAAAAAAACUCUAUUAAGGAAGUAAAUUACCAAAUAAUUCGGAUAAAAUGUCAAGAAAAGGUUGACUUCAAUUCUCGCUUUAAAUAGAUUGUUUCUUUAAAUGUAGAUAGUUCAUUAAAAAAAUAAAUGCUUCAAGCUUUAAAGCAAUAACUACAAGAAAAACUCAAUGAUUAAACUUCCUUUAGACAUAUUAUGAGAAAGAAAGUGUCAAAAAAACAGAAACAGCCUAGUAGUGUUUAAACAAAAACAACGGCUGCCCAUUCAACAGCCAGCACAGUGAACAAUAUAAAUAUUAUCAACAUUCAAAAUAAUAAUAUUUUGACUUCCAAAAACCCUUCUUCUGUUUCUCCUAUGAGCUAUAAUCCACAUUAACUCAGUAUAUCAAAUAAUCCUUAGUUGGCAAAUAUACUCGCAAAUGCUAUUUAAUAGAAUUAAGAAGAUAAUUUGGUUAGUAAACGCUGUUCGAUUUUUAGCGUUUAAACAUAGGUUAUUUAUAGCGCAAGAAAAGAUGGUCAAUCCAAUUUUGACUACAAGUACAAUAAUUCCUCUCGCUUAACUGAACAUUCUACUCUUCAUAAAAAUUAAUCUAAGUAGAAUAUAAUUAAAUUAUGCUAAAAUGAAGAAAAAGAAAUUAAGAAUAUUGAAAAAUCAUUAAUUCCAGCUAAAAAUGAAAGAAACAGAAUAUCUGAAGUGCUUGAAGAUUAUAAAGAUGAUUUGAUAGUUAGCAAACAAUAUCUUAGAGAUAUAACUAUUACUUAUGACUAAAAACACUUAUAUCUUGAGCAACUCAUUUAAAAAAUUAAUUCUAUGAGUAGAAGUGGAUAUACAAUGAAUAAUAGAGAAAAUAAUAUGGCAAAUAUGUCUAUGCUAAACACUACAAGAAUGAAUGCAACUUUUGUUGAUGAAGCAGUCAGUAAAUUUAAAGCUGUAAAAGACUUUUUCAAGUCAAAAAUAUUCUCUAACAAAGAUAAUUCUAAUUAAGGACAAUUAUUUGGGGCUUCUACUACACGUAACACUGGAGUCAGCAGCAGCAGCAACAACAAUAACAACAACUAAUACCCAAUGACAAAUCGUAUCUUGGAUUUUAAUUAUUGA
Messenger RNA from Tetrahymena thermophila SB210, 1278 nucleotides. RefSeq lists its product as hypothetical. NCBI's taxonomy places the organism in Eukaryota, Ciliophora, Oligohymenophorea, Hymenostomatida, Tetrahymenidae. The record is from RefSeq and is a predicted model, not a curated record. The transcript has a single exon.